AUGAUCAACUCCUUUCAGCAACCUGUACACCCAACUAUAGCUUUCGUCAUCACCGUUCCUAUCAAGCUACAAUCAGCGACGGUGGAGAUAGACUGGAAAACACUGUAUGACGAGCAAGCAGUCCUCAUCCACGUCGCGCUCGAUAAGCCAAAGGCGCUCUCCUGGAUUGGGAUCGGGUUUUCCGAUCAUGGCCUUUACAACAAUUCGGAUCUUUGCGUUUUGGAGAGCAAUGGGAACUUUUUUGAUCAUUACAUCGACGACCGCCACUAUUUACAAAUGGAUCUCAGCCAGGAUUGUGAGCUCGUCGAGUUUACUGACCAGGGUUUUGUCUUCAAGCGCCGUUUCUCUACGUGCGAUCCCCGAGAUUAUUCAAUCGAGCAAGGCACCACCCAAUUUCUGGUGGUCGCCUCGACAUACGGUUUAGCCGAGGUGACUUCUUUGCUUGAGCCAGCGAUCGAGAAAAAUAUUGGCUACGGUCAGAUUAUUUCUAUGGAGCUGCCCGUGCCGGAGAUUACCGACAACUCCGUGUCAACGUUUGAAAUCACGGCUAAAAACGAAGAAACGACAUAUUGGUGUAUUAUUCAAAAGAUGCCCGCCGAAUUGCAGAGACAAAAACAUCAUGCUAUAAGGCUCGAGCCGAUAAUCCAGGCCGGCAAUGAGCAUUUGGUGCAUCAUAUGGAGAUUUUCCAUUGUCUCUCCCCGAAAACGGUCGAUUUUACCGGGGAAUGUCGCGACAAAAAACGGAGACCAGAUUUUGCGAAAUCUUGUAGUCAAGUGAUUGCAGCGUGGGCAAAAGGCGCGGAGGCCAUUGUCUACCCUCCGGAAACCGGGCUGCCAAUGGGAGGGCCGGAUACAGUCCCGUAUAUCAUGGUCGAGAUCCAUUACAAUAAUGAACUCCGGACGGCCGGGGUUAUCGAUAGUUCCGGUUUUGCUUUUACCGUCACUUCCGAGUUGAGGCAAUUCGACGCCGGCGUCCUAGAAGUUGGGCUGAUCUAUUCGGACGUGAUGUCAAUUCCGCCCGGGCAAUCGGCUUUUCCCCUCACUGGCAUCUGCCCCACAUCAUGCACAAAACGCUUUCCCGACGACGGCAUCAACGUGUUCGGCACGCAAUUACACGCCCAUUUGACCGGCAGGAAAUUGUGGACGUCAAUUUAUCGAAAAGGCCUGAAAAUCGGCGAACUCAACCGGGACAACCAUUUUUCGCCGCAUUGGCAGCACAUUAUACGUCUCGAUCCACCAGUUAAUAUUAAGAAGGGUGAUGUACUAAUGACAACCUGCGUUCACAACACUAUUCAACGCGCCGGGAUGACUUUUGGUGGCUACGAGAUCACAAACGAGAUGUGCGUCAAUUAUAUCCAUUACUAUCCGGUGGCCGAUAUUGAAGUGUGCAAGAGUGCCGUCAGCAACGCCAGUCUACACGGCUUUUUUGAGCGCAAGAACGUUCCUUCCAAGAUCAAGGUGAUCUCGGAAAAGUUUGCGUCGAUGGAGUGGAACGAGGAGAAUGUGGCCGACUUGGGAGAGUUGUACGCCAACUCGCCGCUGAACAUGCACUGUUUGAGGCAUGACGGGACGCCGUUUCCGGAUCCCAAUCUAAACUGGGAAAACCUUCGACGGCCAUUCCCGCUGGCCGCCCCGUUUGAUCGCGCUGCGCAGCGCGUCGAAUGCCAGGCCAUCAAUGAU
Mesorhabditis spiculigera is the source of this 1680-nucleotide messenger RNA. The record is from the annotation of a GenBank genome assembly. Lineage: Eukaryota; Metazoa; Nematoda; Chromadorea; Rhabditida; Rhabditidae.